Protopolystoma xenopodis is the source of this 525-nucleotide messenger RNA. The record is from the annotation of a GenBank genome assembly. NCBI's taxonomy places the organism in Eukaryota, Metazoa, Platyhelminthes, Monogenea, Polystomatidea, Polystomatidae.
GAUCCUCCUGAAUUUCCUACGGACAUACAACAAAAUAUUCGAAAGAUAUGUGAGAACGAAAUAGCCAUAGUUAUUUUGGGUCAAUCGAACUUUGCAAAGGCUGUAGUAAUUAAUCAGAUAUUUAACAGACUACUUCUACCCGUUGACUCACAUGUUAACAAAGAUAUAUGGCGUCAAAUCGUACUUCACAGUGGUCAAGAAAACGUGGCAUCUCUAUGUGUUCUUGAAACUUCGUUUGAUCUUGGAGAAUGCACGGUAUUUGAUAAUGAAUCCUAUCUUCAAGGUGAAAUUUUGAUUGAAAAUGAUGCUCAUUUCUGUGAUGUUGCUAAAUCUAGCUGCUUUGUGGAUGUAUCACUAAGAAAUGGCAUUUUUUCUACAGAGAAUCUUACCAUUGUUGUAUCUGCCAGUUACAGACGUCUUUCUUCCGAAGAGGUUGCGGCUACUUUUGAGAGGAGUUGUUUCGGACGCUUACCUAUUAUUAUCUACGCGUUUGAAAGUGAAGAGCUAUCUUCUUGGGUAGGCUGA